UAAUUAAAGUAAUAUUUACCAUUAAUUUAUUGUUAAGAAUAAACAACGUUGCAGUUUGUGUUGAAUAAGGACACAUUUGGUCCUUUUAUAAACUGGAUUUGUAUGCAGACUGUUGCGCUAGUUGGGAGUGUUAGCGCUGGAGCUAACAGGCUAAGCUAACAAGCUAGCUGCAUACCGAAUCGUUAUUUUUGUUUUGAAUUCGUGCAACAUAGGUGAUCUAAAAUGGGCUAUCUUAAGUUAAUCGAGAUCGAAAACUUUAAAUCGUAUAAAGGAAAACAGAUUAUCGGACCCUUUCAGAAGUUUACUGCUAUUAUCGGACCGAAUGGAUCAGGCAAGUCGAACCUCAUGGACGCCAUCAGCUUUGUCCUGGCUGAGAAGACCAGUAACCUGCGUGUGAAAACACUGAAGGACCUCAUUCAUGGUGCACCUGUGGGUAAACCAGCAGCUAACCGGGCCUACGUCAGCAUGGUGUACCAAGAGGACACCGGAGUAGAGCGCUCCUUCACCCGAGUCAUUAUAGGUGCGUCGUCGGAAUAUCGCAUCAAUAACAAAGUGGUGGGGCUGCCGGAGUACAGCGAGGAGCUGGAGAAACUGGGCAUUCUCAUCAAGGCCAGGAACUUCCUGGUGUUCCAGGGCGCGGUCGAGUCCAUCGCCAUGAAGAACCCCAAGGAACGAACGGCCCUGUUCGAGGAGAUCUCCCGCUCCGGCGAGCUGGCUCAGGAGUACGACCGGCGUAAGAAGGAGAUGGUGAAGGCCGAGGAGGACACGCAGUUCAACUACCAUCGCAAGAAGAACAUCGCCGCUGAGCGCAAAGAGGCCAAGCAGGAGAAAGAAGAGGCCGAGCGCUACCAGAGACUGAAGGACGAAGUGGUGCGGGCCAACGUGCAGAUGCAGCUCUUCAAGCUCUACCACAACGAGUGCGAUAUCGACAGGCUGAACCGCGAGCUGGCGCAGCGCAACAAGGAGAUCGACAAGGACCGCAAACGCAUGGACCGCGUGGAGGAGGAGCUGAAGGACAAGAAAAAAGAGCUGGGCAGGAUGAUGAGAGAGCAGCAGACCAUCGAGAAGGAGAUCAAGGAGAAGGACGCCGAGCUGAACCAGAAGAGGCCGCAGUACAUCAAGGCGAAGGAGAACACCGCUCACAAAAUCAAGAAGCUGGAAGCUGCCCGGAAAUCCCUGCAGAACGCCCAGAAGUGCUACAAGAAGCGCAAGGCGGACAUGGACGAGCUGGAGCGUGAGCAGAAAGCCGUGGCGCUGGCCAGGCAGGAGUUUGAGGAGCGCAUGGAAGAGGAGGCGCAGAGCCAGGGCCAGGAUCUCCAGCUUGAGGAGAAUCAGGUCAAAGCGUAUCACCGGCUGAAGGAGGAGGCCAGCAAGCGAGCGGCUACUCUGGCCCAGGAGGCCGAGAAGUUCAACCGCGACCAGAAGGCGGAUCAGGAUCGGCUGGACCUGGAGGAGAGGAAGAAAGUGGAGACCGAGGCCAAGAUCAAGCAGAAGAUCAGAGAGAUCGAGGAGAACCAGAAGCGCAUUGAGAAGCUGGAGGACUACAUCACCACCAGCAGGCAGUCUCUGGAUGAGCAGAAGAAGCUGGAAGAGGAGCUCACAGAGGAGGUGGAGCAGGCCAAGAGAAGGAUUGAUGAGAUCAACACGGAGCUCAACCAGGUGAUGGAGCAGUUGGGCGACGCUCGUAUCGACCGGCAGGAGAACAGCAGGCAGCAGCGGAAAGCCGAGAUCAUGGAGAGCAUCAAGAGGCUCUACCCUGGUUCAGUGUACGGCAGGCUCAUCGAUCUGUGCCAGCCCACUCAGAAGAAGUACCAGAUCGCCGUGACCAAAGUACUGGGUAAGAACAUGGACGCCAUCAUCGUGGACUCGGAGAAGACCGGGCGCGACUGCAUCCAGUACAUCAAAGAGCAGAGAGGAGAACCCGAGACCUUCUUACCCCUCGACUAUCUGGAGGUUAAACCCACGGACGAGAAGCUGCGCGAGCUACGCGGUGCCAAGCUGGUGAUCGACGUGAUUCGCUACGAGCCUCCGCAUAUCAAGAAAGCUCUGCAGUACGCCUGUGGAAACGCCCUCGUGUGCGAUAACGUGGAGGACGCGCGCAGGAUCGCUUUCGGAGGCCCGUACAGACACAAGACGGUGGCUCUAGACGGAACACUUUUCCAGAAGUCCGGUGUGAUCUCUGGAGGUGCCAGCGAUCUGAAGGCCAAAGCCCGGCGCUGGGACGAAAAAGCCGUGGACAAGCUGAAGGACAGGAAAGAAAAACUCACAGACGAGCUGAAGGAGCAAAUGAAGGCGAAACGGAAGGAGGCCGAGCUGCGUCAGGUGCAGUCUCAGGCUCACGGGCUCCAGAUGAGGCUGAAGUACUCUCAGAGUGACCUGGAACAGACCAAAACUCGCCACCUGUCCUUAAACAUGCAGGAAAAGUCCAAGUUGGAAAGUGAGCUGGCAAACUUUGGCCCACGUAUCAACGACAUCAAGAGGAUCGUUCAGUCACGCGAGAGAGAAAUGAAAGAGCUCAAGGACCGCAUGAACCUGGUGGAGGACGAGGUGUUUUUGGAUUUCUGUAAGGAAAUCGGAGUCAGAAACAUCCGAGAGUUCGAGGAGGAAAAAGUAAAAAGGCAGAACGAGAUCGCCAAGAAGCGUUUGGAGUUUGAAACCCAAAAGACUCGCCUGGCGAUCCAGUUGGACUACGAGAGGAACCAGCUGAAGGAGGACCAGGAUAAAGUCGCCACGUGGGAGCAGACGGUCAAGAAGGACGACAAUGAGAUCGAAAAGCUGAAGAAGGAGGAACAAAGGCACAUGAAGAUCAUUGAUGAAACCAUGGCUCAGCUUCAGGAUCUGAAGAACCAGCACCUCACCAAGAAGUCAGAGGUCAACGACAAAAACCACGAAAUGGAAGAGAUCCGCAAGAAGCUCGGCGGCGCCAACAAGGAGCUGACGCAGCUUCAGAAGGAGGUGACGGCCAUCGAGACCAAGCUGGAGCAGAGGCGCAGUGACAGACACAACCUGCUGCAGGCCUGCAAGAUGCAGGAUAUCAAACUCCCUUUCCGGUCAGGAACCAUGGACGACAUCAGCCAGGAGGAGGGGAACUCGCAGGAGGAGAGCAUGAGCAGCAGCCAGAAAACGUCCAGCACCGUUUCAGCUAAAGAAGCUCUUAUCGAGCUCGACUACAGUUGCCUGUCUGAAGAUCUCAAGGACGCUCUGUCGGAGGAGGAGAUAAAGGCCGAGAUGAACAGCCUUCAGCAGAAGCUGAACGAGCAGCAGAGCAUCCUUCAGAGGAUCAGCGCCCCCAACAUGAAAGCCAUGGAGAAGCUGGAGAGCGUCAGAGACAAAUUCCAGGAGACCAGCGACGAAUUCGAGGCCGCUAGGAAAAGGGCGAAGAAAGCCAAGCAAGCGUUCGAGCAGAUCAAGAAGGAGAGGUACGAUCGGUUCAACGCCUGCUUCGAAUCCGUCGCCACCAACAUCGACGAGAUCUACAAAGCCCUGUCACGCAACAGCAGCGCUCAGGCUUUUCUGGGACCGGAGAACCCCGAGGAACCGUACCUGGAUGGCAUCAACUAUAACUGUGUGGCCCCGGGGAAACGUUUCAGGCCCAUGGAUAAUUUAUCCGGAGGGGAGAAAACCGUAGCCGCUCUCGCUCUGCUCUUCGCCAUCCACAGCUACAAACCUGCUCCGUUCUUCGUCCUUGAUGAGAUCGAUGCAGCCUUGGACAACACCAACAUUGGGAAGGUGGCCAACUACAUCAAGGAUCAGUCGGUCCAGAACUUCCAGGCCAUCGUCAUCUCUCUGAAAGAAGAGUUCUACACCAAGGCCGACUCGCUCAUCGGAGUUUAUCCCGAGCAAGGAGACUGUGUUAUCAGUAAAGUCCUGACCUUCGACCUGUCUCAGUAUCCAGACGCGAAUCCCAACCCUAACGAGUGAUUCCGACCCCCACGUGUCCGAAUCGUCCGGCGUUUCUGGUUGUUGUUUUUUUAUUCCACGUCGGCUCGUUGUGUUUAGACUGUAUUUGAUAUGUCGUGUAGGAUCGUUUCACAGCUCUUCUGCUUUUAUCGAGUUUUCUUUUCUUCUUUUUUUUUUAAAAAUCUAUAAAGAAUUGUGUUUUUUCACCUUUCCACCUCUCGAUGGAGGAGAGCAGAGGCUGCCCAGACCCCAAGAAACCCACUGAACCCACUUUUUCUUUCCCCAUAUAUCAGGGGCAUUCAUGACUCCCUCCAGCUACAGACACACAGCCUGUCUGGCUGAUAUCAGAGCUGAGAUUCAAACUCGAGACCUCGAGACCUCAGCACUGGUGGAAGAGUUGUCGUUAUGCUUCCUCUCUACUGGUGCCGACCCCCUUUCCUCGAUUGAGGCGUGGCGAACUGACACGCCCCCUCCGACGCGUGUGCGGUACCCGACUGCAUCUUUUCACCCGGACGAAGCGAGCUCAUACGCGGAUCAGCUUCGUGUACGGAGAGCCACACCCUGAUCCAAUGCAUCAUCCAGCAGAGGUCGCUAUUGCAUCGGUCAUGAGCUCCCUAUUCAGCUCCCACCCUGUACGAACAACAGCCAAUCAUUGUCCGUGUAGCUGCCCAGCCCAGCCGGACGGCAGAGCCGAGAUCCGAACCGACGAGUUCGAUAUGUGCCAGCGUCAGCGUGUUUUGCCGCUCGAGCCGCCGCUUAUUCUGUAGACGUUUUCCAUUUCAGCGGGUUUAUCUCCGUUUUGGUUUUGUAUUCGGGUCCAACACCCCCCCCCCCCGUCCCCCUCUCAGUUCUGCCAUCACGUGUGAUCAUGUGAACAUUGUACUGGAUUUAAAGCUCUGUGCUGAAUUAUGUGUAACGUUUUAAAUCAGGACGGGUUUUUUUAUUUUUUAUUUCCAGUCCAGAAUUUUUGGUUUUUAGGUUUGUGGCCUCAUCAGAAUUUUGCUUCAUUCCAAAAUCUCAGCAAUUAUUGUUUCCUGUUACACUAAAAUGUACGAUUAUGAUGUUUUAUGAACAAUAAAGUGUUUUCUAGUA
This is a messenger RNA of Trichomycterus rosablanca, 4992 nucleotides long. Its product is annotated as structural maintenance of chromosomes protein 1A. The record is from RefSeq and is a predicted model, not a curated record. Gene Ontology annotation, molecular function: protein binding; ATP binding; DNA binding. NCBI's taxonomy places the organism in Eukaryota, Metazoa, Chordata, Actinopteri, Siluriformes, Trichomycteridae. Bases 223 to 3921 code for a protein of 1232 amino acids. Gene Ontology annotation, biological process: sister chromatid cohesion. Gene Ontology annotation, cellular component: nucleus; chromosome; meiotic cohesin complex. The transcript is spliced from 26 exons.